AUUGAGGCGCAUGAGGCUGGGGCACAACAGUGCGUUUGGUUUUGCUCACUCUCGUAAUUGGCUUCCUAAAACCCUAAAACAACAAACCAUCCGCCAUAGUCCAUACAACACACUAUCACCCCAACCUAACUUACAUCUCUAAAUCCAUAUCGAUAAAGCAAAGAUCUUAGAACAUUUCACUGACGUUUGUAAGCUGGAUCAUCUUCAAAAUUAUAUUGGAUUGAAAAGGAUCAGUUAUUUGAUUGUCGAGUUCAAUGGAGCCGUGGGUUUCACUUGCAUCUUCAAUCCCGACUUCAUCUACAAAGAAGCGGAUUCGGAUCUUUCGCAACGAGAUUCCUUCUAUCUUACUUAAUUCAGAGAUGUCAUCAGAUUCAGCAUCACAACUGGUGGAUUUAAUAUUCAUGACAUUGUAUAUCUAUGAUGACCGAGGGUCAAGGAAAGCCGUGGAUGAUUUAAUCAUAAAAUCUUUAAGUGAGGUUGUAUUUAUGAAAACAUUUGCAGCAGCUCUUGUGCAAGCCAUGGAUAAACAGUUGAAGGUUCAGUCUCAUGUUGGCUGCUCUAGACUUAUGAGCUGGUCAUGCAUCCUUCUUUGUAAAACUCAGUUUAUCUCCGCAUCAAAGAAUGCAUUUAGCAGAGUUUCAGCAGCACAAGCCUCACUUCUUCAAAUUAGCAUACAAGGGUCUUCUCAUGAACGCAGGGCUUGCAGAAAAGCUUUUAUUCAUUCCUUUUUAGAGUCGCCUGAUAUUUUCAGUCUGUACAUGGAGGAACUAAAAGGUGGAAGAAUCUCAUAUAAAAAUUGUCCAGAGAUGCUAUGUGUAAUGUUGGAUUUUUCAACUUCAAAACCAUCACUGUUUGAUCAAUGGAAGCCAGUGUAUCUUGAUAUGUAUGUGCAAUCAGUUCUGAAUGCAAAGGAUAAGCCUUCAAAAUCCCUAAGUGAAGCAUUCCGUUCAUUAUAUUUCCGUUUCUCACACGAAGAUUUUAAGAAUGUCAUUGUUCCUUCAUCUGUGAAGAUGCUAAAAAGGAACCCUGAGCUUGUUUUGGAAUCCAUUGGGGUUCUUUUGAGACAUGUUAACCUGGAUUUGAGUAAGUAUGCUGUCGAGAUUCUAUCAGUGGUAUUAUCACAAGCUCGCCAUGCUGAUGAAGGAAGAAGAGUUGCUGCAUUGGAUAUUGUCAGAUGUUUAAGUCAAAAGUCAAGUAAUCCAGAUGCUGCUGAGUCAAUGUUUGGUUCUGUGAAAUCUAUAAUUGGAGGGUCUGAAGGAAGACUCGCUUUUCCAUACCAGAGAGUUGGCAUGAUAAAUGCCAUUCAGGAAUUGUCUACAUGUCCUGAAGGGAAAUAUCUUAGUAAUUUGUCUCAAUCUGUAUGUGGACUUCUUUUGACCACUUACAAGGAUGAUGGAAAUGAGGAGGUAAAGCUUGCAUGUUUGACUGCCUUAGCUUCUUGGGUUGCAAGAUCUACAGAUGCUAUUAGGCCAGAAGUUGUUUCAUUUAUUGCAUCAGGUCUCAAGGAGAAGGAAUCACUAAGAAGAGGUUAUCUUCGAUGCCUACGAGUCAUAUGUAAAAAUGCUGAUGCAGUUUUGACUAUAUCUUCUUUGCUCGUGCCUCUUAUACAGCUGGUAAAAACUGGUUUUACCAAAGCAGCACAACGAUUGGAUGGCAUUUAUGCGUUACUCAUUGUGAUGAAAAUCGCAGCUGCUGAUAUAAAAGCAGAUGAAACUGUGUCGAAGGAAAAGGUCUUGUCUUUGAUUUCACAGAAUGAACCUUCAGUUGUCCCUGUAGCUAUGGUUUCAAAACUAUCAGUGGAGGACUGUGAAACAUCUAUUGAGUUGCUUGAGACACUCUUUAUGGAUCAUGCUCACAGAGUUUUUGAGACUCUUAAUGUGAGAUCACUCAUGCAGCUUUUACUUACGUUUCUGUGUCACUCAAGUUGGGAUGUACGCAGAGCAGCUUAUGGUUGUACCAAAAAGAUUCUAUCUGCUGCUCCAAAACUAUUUGAGACACUUCUAGUUGAAUAUUCAGAGCACCUCACGGUUGUUGGGGAAAAAGUAUUAGCAAAGUUAAGUGAAACAGAAAAUUCAUUGGAUGCUCAAGUUGCUUUUGUGCCAUCUGUGGAGGUUUUGGUGAAGGCUUUGAUGAUAAUAUCAUCUGGUGUUAUGACUGCUGCACCUAGUUCCUGCAUACGCCUUAUAUUCUGCUCACAUCACCCAUGCCUAGUUGGCACAGCAAAAAAAGAUGCAGUUUGGAAGAGAUUGCAGAAGUGUUUGCGAGCUUAUGGUUUUGAUGUCAUCGGACAGAUAAUGGCUGAUGUCAGUCGCUUGUGUCAGGGUUUGCUUGGACCAAUGGGGUUGAUGAGUACUAGUCAUUUGGAACAAGAAGCUGCUGUACUUGCUUUGUCAACUUUGAUGACCAUAGCCCCUGCAGAAGUGUAUGCAGAAUUUGAAAAGCACUUGAAAAGUUUCCCUGAUCGGGGUGCACAUGAUUUGCUAUCAGAAAAUGAUAUUCAGAUUUUCCGUACCCCUGAAGGGAUGCUAUCCACUGAGCAAGGCGUUUAUAUUGCAGAGUCUGUAGCUUCUAAUAACUUAAAACAAGCAAAAGGCCGCUUCAAGACUUAUGAGAACAAUGACAACAUGGAAAAUGGCAACUCCAAUUCUUCUGGAAGGCGAGACACUAGUGGUAAAGAGCGAUCUGGUGUGGGGAAGAAGGAUGCAGGGAAACCAACAAAAAAGCCUGAUAAACAGAAGACGUCAAAAGAGGAGGCACGUGAGGUGCAGCUUAAUGAGGAAGCUAAUGUCCGUGAGAAGGUCAUGAAUAUACAGAAGAAUCUUUCCUUGUUACUGAAAGCUUUAGGAGCAAUGGCUAUAGCUAAUCCUGUUUUCACACACAGUGAAUUACUCUCACUGGUCAAGUUUGUGAAUCCAUUACUGCAAUCCCCCAUAGUUAAUGAGGUGGCUUAUGAAACAAUGGUGAAGCUAGCAAAAUGUCUUGCUCCUCCACUUUCUAAUUGGGGGUUAGACAUUGCUACUGUCUUAAGGCUAAUUGCCACAACUGAACCUCAUGUUUCAUGGGAUCAACUUUCAUCACUUGGUGAGGGUGGUCACAGUGACAAGUCAUUGAGUCUGUUUGAGAGAGUAAUGCAUGGAUUAUCUGUAUCAUGCAAAUAUGGCCCCCUUCCAGUCGAUUCUUUUAGUUUCGUUUUUCCGAUAAUGGAGAGAAUACUGUCAUCUCCUAAGAAGACUAAGCUUCAUGGUGAUGUACUUCGGAUACUUUUCCUACAUAUGGACCCAAUAUUACCCCUCCCCAGACUUAAAAUGCUUUCAGUUCUAUAUCACGUGCUUGGGGCAAUACCCUCCUAUCAAGGGUCUGUUGGACCAGCAUUAAAUGAGUUGUGUCUUGGUUUGCAAUCUGAAGAAGUAGCACCUGCUUUAUCUGGUGUUUAUGCGAAAGACCUUCAUGUUAGACUAGCUUGUUUAAAUGCUGCAAAAUGCAUUCCAGCUAUAUCCAGCCGUUCUGUUCCUCAAGAUGUAGAAAUUGCAACCAGCAUUUGGAUCGCCUUACAUGAUCCCGAAAAGUCGGUGGCUGAAGUGGCUGAGGAUUUAUGGGAUCGUUAUGACCAUGAAUUUGGGACCGAUUAUUCUGGACUCUUUAGAGCUCUUUCUCAUGUGAAUUAUAAUGUUCGUGUGGCUGCUUCUGAUGCAUUAGCUGCUGUAUUAGAUGAGUACCCAGAUACUUUACAGGAAUCUCUUGCGACUUUGUUCUCUCUUUAUAUCCGUGAUAGUGGUGUUGGUGAGGAUAUGAUUGAUUCUGGUUGGUUAGGGAGACAAGGGAUUGCAUUGGCUUUACAUGCUGCAGCUGAUGUACUUAGAACCAAAGACCUUCCGGUUGUUAUGACUUUCUUGAUAUCUCGAGCCUUGGCUGAUACCAAUGCUGAUGUUCGAGGAAGGAUGAUUAAUGCUGGUAUCAUGAUCAUUGACAAACAUGGAAAAGAUAACGUCUCACUUUUAUUUCCUAUAUUUGAAAAUUACUUAAACAAAAAGGCCUCGGAUGAAGAGAAAUAUGAUUUGGUACGUGAGGGCGUGGUGAUCUUUACUGGAGCAUUAGCAAAACAUUUGUCUAAGGAUGAUCCUAAGGUCCAUGCUGUUGUAGAGAAGUUGCUGGAGGUGAUUAACACCCCAUCAGAAGCUGUACAGAGGGCAGUCUCAAGCUGCCUGUCUCCAUUGAUGAAAUCGAAGCAAGAAGAUGCAAUGUCACUUGUUACUAGGCUGUUAGAUCAGCUUAUGAAGAGUGAGAAAUAUGGAGAACGUCGUGGAGCAGCUUUUGGACUUGCUGGAGUCAUCAAAGGAUUUGGAAUAUCUAGUUUGAAAAAAUAUGGAGUUGCUACUGUUCUUCGCGAAGGACUUGCAAAUAGGAAUUCUGCCAAAUGUCGCGAAGGAUCUUUGCUGGCAUUUGAGUGCCUUUGUGAAAAGCUUGGGAAAUUGUUCGAACCGUAUGUGAUCUACUUGUUACCGUUGCUUUUAGUUUCGUUCUCUGAUCAAGUUGUUGCUGUUCGGGAAGCUGCUGAAUGUGCUGCUCGUGCUAUGAUGUCUCAACUUACUGCUCAGGGGAUGAAGCUUCUCCUUCCUUCACUUCUCAAGGGUCUUGAAGAUAAAGCUUGGAGGACAAAACAGAGUAGUGUUCAACUUCUUGGGUCUAUGGCAUACUGUGCUCCACAGCAACUUUCUCAAUGUCUACCUAGGAUUGUCCCAAAGUUGACUGAGGUGCUAACUGAUACGCAUCCAAAAGUUCAGUCUGCAGGGCAGACAGCACUCCAGCAGGUUGGUAGUGUGAUAAAGAAUCCUGAAAUCGCCUCCCUUGUGCCAACUCUUUUGCUGGGUCUUACAGACCCUAAUGACCAUACAAAAUAUUCCCUGGAUAUUCUUCUUCAGACAACUUUUAUAAACUCAAUUGAUGCUCCUUCACUUGCCCUUUUGGUGCCCAUUGUUCACCGUGGUUUGAGGGAGAGAAGUGCGGAAACGAAAAAGAAGGCUGCACAAAUUGCUGGCAAUAUGUGUUCACUAGUCACUGACCCAAAGGAUAUGCUUCCUUAUAUAGGAUUGCUUCUUCCUGAAAUUAAGAAGGUAUUAGUGGAUCCAAUUCCUGAAGUUCGAUCUGUAGCAGCCAGAGCUGUUGGGUCUCUGAUAAGAGGAAUGGGAGAAGAGAACUUCCCGGAUCUUGUUCCAUGGUUGCUAGACACACUCAAAUCUGACGGUAGUAAUGUUGAAAGAUCUGGUGCUGCUCAAGGGUUGAGUGAGGUAGUGGCUGCUCUUGGAACUGAGUAUUUUGAACACCUUCUUCCUGACAUCAUACGCAACUGCUCACAUCAAAGGGCACCUGUACGUGAUGGUUAUUUGACCCUUUUCAAGUAUCUGCCAAGAUCAUUGGGUGUGCAGUUCCAAAACUACUUACAGCAAGUGCUACCAGCCAUCUUAGAUGGUCUUGCGGAUGAAAACGAAUCUGUACGUGAGGCUGCACUUGGAGCUGGACACAUACUGGUGGAGCAUUAUGCUACAACGUCACUGCCUUUGCUUCUGCCAGCUGUAGAAGACGGGAUAUUUAACGAUAACUGGCGAAUCCGUCAAAGUUCUGUGGAACUUUUGGGUGAUCUUUUAUUUAAGGUUGCUGGGACUUCUGGAAAAGCACUUCUUGAAGGUGGCAGUGAUGAUGAAGGUGCCAGUACUGAAGCACAAGGGCGUGCAAUCAUUGAGGUUCUUGGCAGAGAGAAGCGUAAUGAAGUGCUCGCUGCACUAUAUAUGGUUCGAACAGAUGUCAGCCUCUCAGUUCGCCAGGCUGCCUUACAUGUGUGGAAGACUAUAGUUGUAAAUACUCCUAAGACUCUCAAGGAGAUAAUGCCAGUCUUGAUGAAUACCCUUAUCAGUUCCCUUGCUUCAUCAUCCUCAGAAAGGCGACAGGUUGCUGGAAGAGCAUUGGGUGAGCUUGUGCGAAAGCUCGGGGAGAGAGUGCUUCCCUUGGUUAUUCCUAUAUUAUCUAAAGGCUUGAAGGACCCUGAUUCUAGCAGACGACAAGGUGUCUGCAUUGGACUGAGUGAAGUGAUGGCUAGUGCUGGUAGGAGCCAGUUGUUAAGUUUCAUGGACGAUCUUAUUCCCACCAUUCGUACAGCUCUUUGUGAUAGUGAGGUUGAGGUUCGUGAAUCUGCAGGGCUUGCGUUUAGCACUCUGUACAAGAGUGCGGGAAUGCAAGCAAUUGAUGAAAUUGUCCCAACACUCCUCCGUGCUUUGGAAGAUGAUGACAUGGCAGAUACUGCCCUUGAUGGCCUUAAACAAAUUUUGAGUGUCCGAACAGCAGCUGUGUUGCCUCAUAUAUUGCCAAAGCUUGUUCAUCUCCCUCUCUCUGCUUUCAAUGCACAUGCUAUAGGAGCUGUUGCGGAGGUUGCAGGUGCUGGUUUAAAUGUCCAUCUUUCAACAGUUCUUCCUGCUUUGCUCUCUGCAAUGGGAGAUGAUGAUCAUGCGGAGGUCCAAAAUCUUGCAAAGAAGGCUGCAGAAACUGUGGUGUUGGUAAUUGAUGAUGAAGGGACUGAGUAUUUGAUAUCAGAACUUCUCAAGGGGGUUGGAGAUAACCAGGCUUCAACUAGGCGCAGUUCUGCAUAUCUACUUGGAUACUUUUUCAAAAACAGUAAAUUGUAUCUGGUGGAUGAAGCUCCAAAUAUGAUAUCCACCUUGAUCAUUUUACUAAGUGACACAGACUCUGCCACUGUAUCGGCUGCCUGGGAAGCACUUUCUAGAGUUGUUGGUUCAGUCCCGAAAGAAGUUCUCCCAUCAUAUAUAAAAUUAGUUCGUGAUGCUGUAUCCACAUCUAGAGACAAGGAACGUAGAAAGAAGAAGGGUGGGCCAAUUGUUAUACCUGGGUUAUGUCUCCCAAAGGCUCUUCAACCAUUGCUUCCCAUAUACCUUCAGGGCCUAAUAAGUGGGUCUGCAGAAUUGAGAGAACAGGCUGCUCAAGGUCUUGGAGAAUUAAUUGAAGUAACAAGUGAAAAAGCACUCAAGGAGUUUGUUAUCCCUAUUACAGGGCCUCUGAUCCGAAUUAUAGGCGAUCGAUUCCCAUGGCAAGUGAAAAGUGCUAUUUUGUCAACUUUGACCAUCAUAAUAGCAAAAGGAGGGAUGGCUCUUAAACCUUUUCUCCCUCAGCUACAAACCACCUUUGUCAAAUGCUUGCAGGACAACACAAGGACUGUUCGUUCAAGUGCUGCUCUCGCACUUGGUAAGCUUAGUGCACUAAGCACAAGAGUUGAUCCCCUAGUUGGGGAUCUUCUAUCCAACCUACAGGCAUCAGAAGGUGGGGUCCGCGAGGCAAUACUGGUCGCCCUAAAAGGCGUUGUCAAGCAUGCUGGAAAGAGUGUUAGUGGUCCUGUUAAGACUCGUGUUUUCGAUCUCUUACAGGAGUUGAUAUACAACGAUGAUGACCAAAUACGAAGCUCUUCAGCAAGAAUUCUAGGCAUCAUAUCAGAGUAUUUGGAAGACGAUCAAAUUUCUGAAUUACUAGAGGAACUCCCGGAAAAUGCUUCAUCGCCUACCUGGACCACUAGGCAUGGGUCACUUCUUACAAUCUCAUCCAUGCUAAGACACAUUCCUACUGUAAUAUCAGCAUCUCCAUCAUUCACAGUAGUUACAGACUGCCUCAAAAAUAGCUUGACCGAUGAAAAGUUUCCUGUUCGUGAAACGUCAACUAAAGCAUUAGGAAGGCUUUUACUUCAUCAAAUUCAAAAGGAUCCAUCCAAUUCAAAUGCACACAAGGCCACUCUUGUCUCCAUUGCUUCUGCCAUGCAGGAUGAUUCCAGUGAAGUCAGAAGGAGGGCAUUGUUUGCACUUAAAGCAGUUGCAAAAGCAAACCCUAGCAUAAUAACAAUCCAUGUUACUGUAUAUGGUCCUGUGCUUGCUGAAUGUUUAAAAGAUGGAAGCACACCCGUGAGACUCGCAGCUGAAAGAUGUGCCUUGCAUGCCCUUCAGUUAACAAAAGGGACUGAAAAUGUUCAAGCAGCUCAAAAAUAUAUUACUGGCUUAGAUGCAAGACGGAUAUCAAAGCUUUCUGAAUACAGUGAUGAUAGCGAUGACAGUGAGGAUGACUCAGCAAGUGGUUGAUAUUUGAUAAUGUGUGUAGAUUCUAAGGUGGUUUUGGUGUUGAUUUAUAGGGUAAAAGUUUUCCAAAGGCUCAAUGAGAGGUUCUUAUCUACAUUUUUGUAUCCAUAGGAUAAACUACAUGCAUUUAUUUAUUAUAGAAUAUAAAGAAAUCAAGUACCCAUUUUUUUCAAAUGGGUUCGCAGCUGCUACUUGUGAGUUGUAAUUUUGACAAGUUUUUAUUUAUAUGAAUGUCGUGAUUAAUGGAAA
Molecule: messenger RNA, 8372 nt
Organism: Lactuca virosa
Lineage: Eukaryota; Viridiplantae; Streptophyta; Magnoliopsida; Asterales; Asteraceae
Source: the annotation of a GenBank genome assembly